Molecule: messenger RNA, 342 nt
Organism: Penicillium samsonianum
Lineage: Eukaryota; Fungi; Ascomycota; Eurotiomycetes; Eurotiales; Aspergillaceae
Exons: 2
Coding region: 1-342 (113 amino acids)
Source: RefSeq, a predicted model, not a curated record
AUGAAGAAGAGUGGCUCGAUCUUUUUCGAUGUCUUUUCUUCCCUAGAUAUUUCGGAUACUAGGGAUUUAACUAGUUAUGGGCGAACCCAAAUUGACGCACGAGUGGGCAUAACCCUUCAGUUCCCAUGGGACCCACAUUAUUCUUCAUGCAAGGAACCGAUCCUUACCUGCGGUCGAAUCACGAUCUUCUGCCAUGAAUCGUGGAAUGACCCCAUGGAUGGAGUGGACUUCCUCUUGGUCGGCGGCAAUAGCGCAAUUUGCGCUGUUGUCAUUCUAAAGCUGAGCCUCAACCGCCCCCCGAGACUUUUAAGCGGCUUCAUCGAACUAUAUGUCCGGGAUUGA